AUGAGCGCAGCGUUCCCGCCGUCGCUGAUGAUGAUGCAGCGCCCGCUGGGGAGUAGUACCGCCUUCAGCAUAGACUCGCUGAUCGGCAGCCCGCCGCAGCCCAGCCCCGGCCAUUUCGUCUACACCGGCUACCCCAUGUUUAUGCCCUACCGGCCGGUGGUGCUGCCGCCGCCGCCGCCGCCGCCACCCGCGCUGCCCCAGGCCGCGCUGCAGCCCGCGCUGCCGCCCGCGCACCCUCACCACCAGAUCCCCAGCCUGCCCACCGGUUUCUGCUCCAGCUUGGCGCAGGGCAUGGCGCUCACCUCCACGCUCAUGGCUACGCUGCCUGGAGGCUUCUCUGCGUCUCCCCAGCACCAGGAGGCGGCGGCCGCCCGCAAGUUCGCGCCGCAGCCGCUGCCGGGUGGCGGCAACUUCGAUAAGGCGGAGGCGCUGCAAGCCGACACUGAGGACGGCAAAGGCUUCCUGGCCAAGGAGGGCUCGUUGCUUGCCUUCUCCGCGGCCGAGGCUGUGCAGGCGUCGCUCGUCGGGGCUGUCAGAGGGCAAGGGAAAGACGAGUCAAAGCUGGAAGACGACCCGAAGGGCAAGGAGGAGAGUUUCUCACUGGAGAGUGAUCUGGACUACAGCUCGGAUGACAAUCUGACUGGCCAGGCGGCUCACAAGGAAGAAGACCCAGGCCAUGCGCUGGAGGAGACCCCGCCGAGCGGCAGCGCGGCGGGCAGCACCACGUCCACGGGCAAGAACCGGCGGCGGCGGACUGCCUUCACCAGUGAGCAGCUGCUCGAGCUGGAGAAGGAGUUCCACUGCAAAAAGUACCUCUCGUUGACCGAGCGCUCGCAGAUCGCCCACGCCCUCAAACUCAGCGAGGUGCAAGUGAAAAUCUGGUUCCAGAACCGCCGGGCCAAGUGGAAACGCGUCAAGGCUGGCAAUGCCAAUUCCAAGACAGGGGAGCCCUCCAGGAACCCCAAGAUCGUCGUCCCCAUCCCCGUCCACGUCAGCAGGUUCGCCAUCAGAAGUCAGCAUCAGCAGCUGGAGCAGGCCCGGCCCUGA
Messenger RNA from Enhydra lutris kenyoni (northern sea otter), 1047 nucleotides. Its product is annotated as gastrulation brain homeobox 2. Gene Ontology annotation, cellular component: nucleus. The record is from RefSeq and is a predicted model, not a curated record. NCBI's taxonomy places the organism in Eukaryota, Metazoa, Chordata, Mammalia, Carnivora, Mustelidae. The transcript has 2 exons. Gene Ontology annotation, biological process: regulation of nervous system development; regulation of transcription by RNA polymerase II. Bases 1 to 1047 code for a protein of 348 amino acids. Gene Ontology annotation, molecular function: RNA polymerase II transcription regulatory region sequence-specific DNA binding; DNA-binding transcription factor activity, RNA polymerase II-specific.